Messenger RNA from Opisthocomus hoazin, 606 nucleotides. Lineage: Eukaryota; Metazoa; Chordata; Aves; Opisthocomiformes; Opisthocomidae. The record is from RefSeq and is a predicted model, not a curated record.
AUGGGUGUGAGAGGCUGUGAGCCUUUCCGUGUCCUCGAGGAGGCUUAUUUUCAUUCUGCUCAGGUCCUUUCUCACAACUUGUGCACAGUGUUAAAUGUUCCCCACGACCCAGUGGCCUUGGAGGAGCACUUCAGGGAUGAUGAUGAAGGACCAGUUUCCAAUCAGGGUUACAUGCCUUAUCUGAACAAAUUCAUCUUGGAAAAGGUUCAAGGAAACUUUGACAAAGUUGAAUUCAACAGGAUGUGCUGGACUCUCUGUGCUAAAAAGAACCUCUCUAAAAGUCCUUUGAUGAUGAGUGAUGAAGAUGCGUUUAAAGUGUGGGCUAUUUUUAACUUCUUAUCAGAGGACAAAUACCCUUUAAUCAUUGUACCUGAGGAGAUUGAAUAUUUACUUAAAAAACUCACUGAAGCAAUGGGAGCAGGCUGGCAGCAAGAGCAGUUUGACCAUUAUAAGAUUGCUCUCAACACCACUCAAGAAGGUCUUUCUGCAUGGGAGCUAAUUGACCUCAUUGGAAGUGGGCAGUUUAGUAAAGGGAUGGACCGACAGACGGUAUCCAUGGCAGUGAAUGAAGUCUUCAGUGAGCUUAUAUUAGAUGUACUCAAACAG